AUAAAUAUAGGAAAUAGAAGAAUAGUCCAACUAUGAAGAAAAGGUCUAUUUUAUAUAACCUUCUGUCACGGGCACUGUUUCAUUCCGUUGGACCCCUUCUCCUUCAAGAUCUGUUUCUUCCUUCUUUUCCUCUACCAGAUUUUGUACCAUAGAUCACUCUCGACUUCCAUACCUAUUUACCUUUCUUGUCUGAAUCCUACAAAAGACUCUUCACUCUGUUCUGUUUGGUCGAUCUAAGGACCUUUCUUUUAUUUUCAUUUUUCAAUAUUGCCACUCCCCAAGUGUAGAUUCUGCGUUUGAACUACAGUGAAACGUAUUCAAGGGUUUUGGUUUUUUCUCCGAGAGUUUUUUUGUCCUACAAAAAAAAACCUCGACUGCUCUCUCUCUCUCUCUCUCUCUCUCUCUCCUCGAGAAAGAUCCGAACUUGAUUUACAAUCUAUAAUUUUGAAAACGAAAACUAAAAAUGGGUAAGAGUUGGUUUUCUGCUGUGAAGAAGGCCUUUACUCCAGAACCAAAACAAAAGAAAGAACAGAAGCCACAUAAGGCCAAGAAAUGGUUUGGUAAAUCCAAGAAACUGGAUCUUACCAAAUCUGGCGAAUCAGAUCAUUCACUGCCUAACAAUACUCCUCGUGCUGUCAAAGACUCGAAACUAAAAGAGAUCGAGGAGCAACAGAGCAGACAUGCUUACUCCGUCGCUGUUGCAACUGCCGCAGCUGCAGAGGCAGCCGUCGCAGCUGCUCAAGCUGCUGCUGAAGUUGUUCGUCUCACUGCAUUGUCACGUUUCCCAGGGAAAUCAAAGGAAGAGGUCGCUGCCAUCAAGAUUCAGACAGCUUUUCGAGGAUAUAUGGCAAGAAGAGCAUUGCGUGCGUUGAGAGGCCUCGUGAGGCUGAAAUCUUUAAUCCAAGGGAAAGGUGUGAAACGUCAAGCCACAUCGACAUUGCAGAGCAUGCAAACACUAGCGAGACUACAGUAUCAGGUUCGUGAGAGAAGGCUACGAUUGUCGGAGGAUAAGCAGGCUUGUGCGCGACAGCUCCAACAAAGACACAAUAAAGAUGUUGUUGCUAAGACUGGAGAAAACUGGAACGAUAGCACAUUGUCGCGGGAGAAAGUUGAAGCAAACAUGUUGAACAAGCAAGUAGCAACAAUGAGAAGAGAGAAGGCGCUUGCAUACGCAUACACUCAUCAGAAUACUUGGAAAAACUCAACGAAAUUGGGAUCGCAAACAUUCAUGGACCCGAACAACCCGCAUUGGGGAUGGAGUUGGCUAGAACGUUGGAUGGCUGCAAGACCAAACGAAAACAACUCAGCCACACCAGAUAACGCUGACAAGAACUCUUCUGCUGGGAAGAGUGUAGCAAGCCGAGCCAUGUCUGAGAUUGUUCCACGCGGCAAAAACCCUUCACCAAACAGUAAAAGAGGUUCAAGCCCGAGAGUGAGGCAGGUCCCAAGAAGUGGUGAGGAAGACUCGAAGAGCAAUUUGAGUAUCCAGUCAGAACAACCUUGCAACCGUAGGCAUAGCAUUUGCGGGUCAACUGCAUCCACUAGAGACGACGAUAGCUUAACCAGUAUCCGCUCCCACUCAGUUCCAGGCUACAUGGCGCCUACGCAAGCCGCCAAAGCAAGAGCUCGGUUCUCGAACCUUAGUCCCUUAGGCUCAGAGAAGACAGCUAAAAAACGUUUGUCCUUCUCAGGAUCUCCCAAGACUGUAAGGCGGUUUUCUGGUCCUCCGAAGCUGGAAGGCAAUGGUAAUAAUAAAGAUACCGAUCUUGCUUAAGCAGAAGGAUGGAUAGAGUUUAUAUCUGACAUUGUUGAGUAGGUGAAAGUCUGGAACAGAGGUGAUAUCAGAAGAAGGCUCUGUUGUGUCUUUGUUUAUAGCAAUUCUCUUGAUUUGUUUUUUUGGGGGUUUUGUUUACUGCUACGAACUUAUUUAUUUGUUUGAUUUUUUUAUUGGUUUAACAUUUGAUUGUUCCUGUAACUUUCAACUGAUGAGGAGACAAAUAUAAGCAAGAUUGAUGAUUUGCAGCCAUACGAAAUUGAUC
This is a messenger RNA of Thlaspi arvense, 2039 nucleotides long. The record is from the annotation of a GenBank genome assembly. Lineage: Eukaryota; Viridiplantae; Streptophyta; Magnoliopsida; Brassicales; Brassicaceae.